AUGAGGGAUCCAGAGGCGGUGCAGUCUGUUCUGACUGCGUCAGGACGCUUUCCGCUGAAUCUGAAUUCUGAUUCUCUUCGUCGGUUUGGACCUCUAUCAACCCAGCCAUUCUGCGGUGAUCCUGAGGGCUGGGGCCCUGUGAGCUCCCUCCGAUGGGAUCUAACGCCCUGCUUUCUUGACAUCUGGAUCGUGGGCGUCGCUCUUUGGGGUGUGCUGUUUGGUGCCGGAGCUUUGUGGUAUUUGUUCACAAAACGGAUUGCGCAGGAUGUUCCCAAAAAUUGGCAUUUCUAUGCAAAGCUAACCAUACUUGUUGUCAUCAUCCUUACCACUGCCCUCCAGGCCUCUCUGCAGAUCGAACAAUUACCGGGACUAUGGUUUCGAGACGUCCGAUUCUACACGUCAAUCGCCACCAUUAUCUCACUUCUGUUCAUCUUCGCUGUACAAUACUACGAGCAUCGGCGGUCGCGGAAUCCAAAUGGCGUUGUGCUGUUUUACUGGGUCUUCUUCAUUCUGGCUCACGCUGUGAAGCUGCGUUCGCUGGUGGCGAGAGAAUCAUACAAGGACCGCCUGCCGUACUUCAUCACGUUCAAUGUCAGUCUUGGAUUUGCAGUACUGGAGUUCAUUCUUGAAUACCUGGUUCCAAAGAAACAAAGCGUUUAUGAUGCGUUAGGAGCAGAUGAUGAAUGCCCAUACGAGUAUGCCGACAUCUUCUCGGUUCUCACCUUUGGCUGGAUGACUCCCUUGAUGAAAUUUGGCUACAAAACCUUUCUCACCCAAGAUGAUUUGUGGAAUCUGCGGAAUCGAGAUACUACCAAGGUCACGGGAGAUUUAUUGCAGAAAGCUUGGGCAAUCGAGCUGGAGAAAAAGAAGCCAAACCUUUGGAUAGCCCUAGCCAGAGCAUUUGGAGGCCCCUAUCUGCGCGGAGCGUUGAUAAAAUCUAUCAGCGAUUGUUUGGCAUUUGUCCAGCCGCAAUUGCUUCGACUUUUGAUUACUUUCGUCGAUUCCCAUCGACCAGGCCGCGAACGACAACCAGCAAUCCGGGGAGUAGCCAUUGCUCUGGCCAUGUUUGCGACUUCAAUCUGCCAGACAGCUGCGCUGCAUCAAUACUUUCAGCGCGCUUUCGAGACUGGUAUGCGAAUCAAGUCCUCAUUGACUGCGAUGAUCUAUUCAAAGUCGUUGCGAUUGUCAAACGAGUCCCGAGCUACAAAAUCCACCGGCGACAUUGUUACAUACAUGAGCGUUGACCAGCAACGUCUCGCUGAUCUUGCUCAAUGGGGCCAGCAGUUAUGGUCCGCACCAUUCCAAAUCACGCUCUGCAUGAUUUCGCUCUACCAGUUGGUGGGAGUUUCGUGCUUGGCGGGAGUUGCUGCCAUGGUCGUCAUGAUUCCUAUCAAUGGCUUUAUCGCUAGAUUCAUGAAGAAGCUGCAGCUAUCCCAAAUGAAGUACAAGGACCGCCGCUCCCGGCUCAUGACCGAGAUUCUGAAUAACAUGAAGGCCAUCAAGCUCUACGCAUGGGGCUCGGCAUUCAUGGACAAAUUGAGUCAUGUCCGCAACGAUCUCGAGUUAAACAACCUUCGCAAAAUUGGCGCAGCACAAUCGUUCGCGACCUUCACCUGGUCCUCGACCCCUUUUUUUGUGUCGUGUUCGACCUUUGCGGUUUUCGUCUUGGUCAACAACAGACCUUUGACAACGGACUUAGUGUUUCCAGCCUUGACCUUGUUCAACCUAUUGACCUUUCCUCUCACAGUCCUCCCGAUGGUCAUCACGAGCAUCAUCGAAGCAUCGGUGGCCGUGGGUAGAUUGACUGCAUUCUUCACUACGGACGAGCUUCAGGAUGACGCAGUGAGAUUCAUUGACGAGGCCCCAAAACAGGCCGGGGACGCGUCUGUUUCUAUCAAGGACGCCACUUUUACCUGGGACAAGAAUUCAGGCAAGAAUGUCCUCCAGAAUAUCAACUUCAAUGCCAAUAAAGGAGAACUCACCUGCAUUGUUGGCCGAGUGGGGGCUGGAAAGUCUUCAUUAUUGCAAGCUAUGCUCGGGGAUCUUUACAAAAUCAGUGGCGAGACGGUUGUUCGAGGUCGGAUUGCUUAUGCAGCGCAGUCGGCCUGGAUCAUGAAUGCCAGUGUCAAGGAGAACAUCGUCUUCGGGCAUCGAUGGGAUCCUCACUUCUACGAGCAGACGGUCAAUGCUUGUGCUCUAGUUGACGAUUUCAGACAACUUCCGGAUGGAGAUCAAACAGAAGUAGGAGAACGUGGCAUAUCCCUGUCUGGAGGCCAAAAAGCUCGACUUUCCCUAGCACGGGCGGUGUACGCAAGGGCAGAUGUCUAUCUUAUGGACGACGUUCUCUCCGCGGUUGAUCAACAUGUCGGACGUCAUUUAAUUAAUAAUGUCCUUGGUCCUAACGGACUUCUAAGUGGCAAAGCGAGGGUCCUCGCCACUAACGCAAUCACUGUCUUGAAGGAGGCAGACUAUAUGUACCUGCUCCGCGAGGGCACGAUCCUUGAAAGGGGAACAUACCAACAACUCAUGGCCAUGCGAGGUGAAGUUGCCACACUCAUCAAAUCCGCUACCAGAGAAGAAGAGGAAUCCGAAGGAGAACGCAGCCCAAGCAUCGAGGGCAUGGAGUCCGAUGACUCGACAACCAUUGUCGGCGCCAAUGGCGGUAGCCUUCAAGACGAACUUGAUGACGAGGAAGUUGAAGAGUCGCAACAAGAAGUCGGGGGAUUGGUGCCUAUCCACGCCGGACCCAGCGGACCCUCAAAAGCCCGCAAAUCCAGCUUUAACACUCUCCGUCGCGCCUCGACAACCAGUUUCCACGGACCUAUGGGCCGCGUUACAGACGAAGAACACGGCGGUGCACAACUGAAAAGCAAACAGACCAAAGAAACUGCCGAACAAGGUAAGGUGAAAUGGUCAGUCUACACAAGCUACGCAAAGGAGAGCAACCUCGUCGCUGUGGGGAUAUAUUUCCUGGCCCUUUUGGCGGCUCAAACAGCACAGGUCGGAGGUAACUUCUGGCUGAAGAAGUGGUCCGAGAUCAACGAGUUGUACGGCUCGAAUCCCCAGGUCGGGAAGUACAUUGGCAUUUACUUUGCGUUUGGCAUUGGCGGUGCUGGGCUGGUUGUCAUUCAGACAUUGCUUCUCUGGAUUUUCUGCUCGAUAGAGGCUUCGAGAAAGUUACAUGAUCGCAUGGCAUACGCAAUAUUCCGGUCACCAAUGAGCUUCUUUGACACCACCCCAGUGGGACGCAUCCUGAACCGCUUCUCAAGUGACAUCUAUCGCGUCGACGAAGUUAUCGCACGCACCUUCAACAUGCUCUUUGUCAAUACCGGCCGCGCACUUUUCACAAUCGGCGUCAUCGCUGCCUCGACGCCGAUUUUCCUCGUGCUAGCGGUGCCUCUCGGCUUCGUCUACAUCAUGUACCAGAAAUACUACCUCCGCACUUCACGGGAGCUGAAACGGCUUGACAGCGUCAGCCGUAGUCCGAUCUACGCCCACUUUCAGGAGUCGUUGGGUGGUGUCUCCACCAUCCGUGCAUAUCGCCAGGAGAGGAGAUUCACCUUGGAGAACGAGUGGCGCAUGGACGCCAACCUGCGAGCAUAUUUUCCCUCGGUUAGUGCCAAUCGUUGGUUGGCCGUCCGCUUGGAAUUCAUCGGAUCUGUCAUUAUCCUUGCAGCAGCCGUUUUUGCUAUCAUCUCGGUGACAACUGGAAGUGGCCUGUCGGCCGGCAUGGUGGGCCUCGCGAUGUCAUAUGCCCUGCAGAUCACACAGUCCCUAAACUGGAUUGUCCGCCAGACGGUGGAAGUGGAGACUAACAUCGUGUCGGUUGAAAGAGUCUUGGAAUAUGCGAACUUACCGAGCGAAGCUCCUGAUGUCAUCUUCAAGAGCCGACCGAGCAUUGGAUGGCCUGCACACGGGCAGAUCACCUUUAAGAAUUAUUCUACACGAUACCGGGAAGGCCUGGAUCCCGUGUUGAAGGAUAUCAACCUAAACAUCAAGGCUCAUGAAAAGAUCGGGGUGGUUGGGCGCACAGGAGCCGGGAAGAGUUCCUUGACUCUGGCGCUUUUCAGGAUAAUCGAACCGAUUUCUGGCUCUAUUAGCAUCGACGGGCUUAACACUUCAUCGAUCGGCUUGCUAGAUCUGCGGCGACGGCUGGCAAUCAUCCCUCAAGAUGCCGCUUUAUUCGAAGGCACGAUUCGUGACAAUCUAGACCCGCGUCAUGUGCAUGAUGACACUGAACUGUGGAGUGUGCUUGAACAUGCUCGUCUGAAGGAGCAUGUCUCGGAGAUGCCUGGCCAAUUGGAAGCUGCAGUUCUCGAAGGUGGCUCCAAUUUAAGCCAAGGCCAGCGCCAGUUGGUAUCUCUAGCGCGUGCGCUGCUCACACCCAGCAACAUCCUAGUCCUUGAUGAGGCAACAGCGGCGGUUGAUGUGGAGACGGACAAAAUGCUCCAGGCCACGCUCCGAAGCAAUAUCUUCCAGAAUCGCACCAUAAUCACCAUUGCGCAUCGCAUCAACACCAUUCUGGACUCUGAUCGUAUAGUAGUGUUGCAGCAAGGGCGGGUAGCAGAGUUUGACACCCCAGAGGAACUGAUCAAGAAGCGGGGCCUAUUUUAUGAGCUGGUGCGUGAAGCUGGAUUGCUCGAUGGGUUCGGCAAUGGUACAGCGGGCCCGGACCAGCACUAG
Molecule: messenger RNA, 4683 nt
Organism: Cladophialophora psammophila CBS 110553
Lineage: Eukaryota; Fungi; Ascomycota; Eurotiomycetes; Chaetothyriales; Herpotrichiellaceae
Exons: 9
Coding region: 1-4683 (1560 amino acids)
Biological process (GO): transmembrane transport
Cellular component (GO): membrane
Molecular function (GO): ATP binding; ABC-type transporter activity; ATP hydrolysis activity
Source: RefSeq, a predicted model, not a curated record